Penicillium soppii is the source of this 972-nucleotide messenger RNA. RefSeq names its product PP2C family serine/threonine-protein phosphatase. Gene Ontology annotation, biological process: protein dephosphorylation. The record is from RefSeq and is a predicted model, not a curated record. Lineage: Eukaryota; Fungi; Ascomycota; Eurotiomycetes; Eurotiales; Aspergillaceae. The coding region runs from base 1 to 972 and encodes 323 amino acids. The transcript has 5 exons. Gene Ontology annotation, molecular function: protein serine/threonine phosphatase activity; cation binding.
AUGGUAUUAGCCCACAGGGCUUUGAGGGACAAGCUGUUCCAGGAUACAGUCAUGUCUAACACCGAUGCGGUCACGAUCUUCGAUGCCGGAGCUGGUCAAUCCCAGGGAGGUAGGAAUUUCCAGGAAGAUCGAUGCACAGUGAUUCUUCCAGACCAAUUUCCCUCUAAAUCGAAAGACAAAAUUGCAUUCUUUGCAGUCUAUGACGGACAUGGGUCGGGGUUAGUUUCAGAACAUUUGAAUCAAGAUCUGCACCACCUACUUGCACAACGUCCCGAGUUCGAACGAGAUGAUUGGGUCGGGGCCAUCAAGGCGGCACUGGCAGACGAAGACCAUAUCCUUUUGGAUCGAUUCAAACAAGAGACCUUCGAGCCAGCGAUUUCUGGAUCAACGGUAGCGAUGUGUUGCAUCAAUCUCACGAAGGGCGAGUUGUUCGUAUCCAAUCUGGGCGACUCGCAUGUUAUUCUGGCCGAGCGCGAUUUGAGAACCGAACACCCGUAUCACAUUCGACGUCUCACAGAGGCUCACAAGCCGGAGAUCCCUAGCGAAAAGGCUCGAAUAGAAGAGGCAGGCGGGGCAGUUGUCAAUCGCAGCGGGACACAUCGUCUAGGAUCCCUAAAUAUGUCUCGAGCAUUGGGUGACCUGCAGUACAAAAACCCGGUAAAUACCUUCACGGACAACACUGCAGCAGAUACAUCUGCAGGAUCGGGACCUCGGGGGAACUUCCUAUCCAAUGAUCCAUAUACUUCGCAACGGUCAUUGCACACAGACCGCCGAUACUUACUUGUGGUAGUAUCGGACGGAGUGACCGAUCGAGUGGAUGAUGACAGCCUGGUCAAACACGUGAUGAAAUUAUCGAUGCGGGGAAAAAGGACCAGUGAAAUUGCGCAAGAAAUCGCCACUGAUAGUGCUAGUCGGCCUCAUAGUGAUAAUGCUUCAUGUAUUGUAGUAAUGUUGGAUGGUCAAGGAUCUUAA